Molecule: messenger RNA, 2973 nt
Organism: Papaver somniferum (opium poppy)
Lineage: Eukaryota; Viridiplantae; Streptophyta; Magnoliopsida; Ranunculales; Papaveraceae
Product: pentatricopeptide repeat-containing protein At1g62260, mitochondrial-like
Exons: 8
Coding region: 30-1964 (644 amino acids)
Biological process (GO): RNA modification
Molecular function (GO): RNA binding; protein binding
Source: RefSeq, a predicted model, not a curated record
UGAGGAGCUUAAAACGGACAUGUUUAUGGAUGAAACUUCAGUGGGAAACAUCAAACUAUAGAACUACAAUUAGCGGUCUAAAGAAGUUUUCUUCCUUGCCGCCUUGGGAUGAAAAUUUGGAUAUUCGAAAAUGGAACAAAAAGAUCUCUAAUUUUAUCAGAGGAGGUCAAAUUAAUGAAGCAAGAAGACUCUUUGAUACAUUGCAGUACAAGAAUACUGUUACAUGGAAUUCGAUGAUUAGUGGGUAUGUGAAAAAUAGAGAGAUAGUAAAAGCAAGAAAACUGUUCGACGAAAUGCCGCAAAGGGAUGUUGUUUCUUGGAAUUUGAUUAUAUCAGGUUAUGUUCGUGGAAGUAAACAAAUUGAAGAAGGAAUAUAUUUGUUUGAUAAAAUGCCGGUGAGAGAUGAGGUUUCUUGGAAUACGUUGAUUGGUGGGUAUGCGAGAAAUGGAAAAAUGAAUGAAGCUUUGGAUAUGUUCCGGAGAAUGAGUGAGCGGGAUACUAUCUCUUGGAAUACGAUGAUCACUGGGUUUUUGCAGAAUGGGGAUGUUGUAAGAGCAAUGGAACUGUUCAAGGAAAUGCCUCAACAGGAUUCGGCGUCUAUUAGUGCUCUUGUUUCAGGUAUAAUUCAGAAUGGUAAAUUAGAUGAAGCAGCAAAAGUUUUAUUUGAAGUUAAAAGCUUAAGUGAUGGUGUUACGGAUGUGCUUCAUGCUUAUAACACUCUGAUUGCUGGGUAUGGUCAGUGCGGAAGAAUUGUUGAAGCGCGACGUUUGUUUGAUCAAAUUCCUUCUCACCUAGAUGAAGGGAGAGGUGACAAACAAGUCAGCUUUGUAAAGAAUGUUGUUACUUGGAACUCUAUGAUGAUGUGUUACAUUAAAGCAGGAGAUCUUUCCUCGGCUAGGAAACUUUUUGACGAUAUGUUAACACGAGAUGUCAUUUCAUGGAAUACUAUGAUUAGUGUGUACGCUCAAGUGUGUAAUUUAGAAGAAGCAGCAAAACUUUUCCAUGAGAUGCCAAAUCCUGAUUCCCAGUCAUGGAAUUCUAUGAUCUCGGGAUAUGCACAACAUGGCGACCUGGAGCUUGCUCGUAGUUUCUUUGAUAAAACACCUAACAAAAGCUUGAUUUCAUGGAAUUCCAUGAUAUCAGGGUAUGAACAGAACGGAGAAUAUGAAGAAGCAGUAAGAUUCUUACAUCAGUUGCAAGGAGAAGGUGAAAGACCUGAUAAACACACUCUAUCAGCAGUUCUCAGUGCAUGUGCUUGGCUUUCAGCUCUUCAUUUAGGAAUGCAGAUUCAUCAACUGGUCAUCAAACUAGUAAUUGCAGAUGUACCAAUAAAUAAUGCGCUUAUCACAAUGUACUCGAGAUGCGGGGUUAUAUCAGAUGCGCGUUCAGUAUUUGAUGAGAUGGCUUUGAAGAGAGAUGUGGUUUCUUGGAAUUCAAUCAUCGGAGGGUAUGCAUAUAAUGGUUUGGCAGUGGAGGCUCUCAAGUUUUUUGAAGAGAUGAAGAGUGAGAAUGUGAAACCUACACAUAUAACAUUCGUUUCAGUGUUGAGUGCUUGUGCUCAUGCUGGUUUAGUAGAUGAAGGUAGGAGACAAUUCAAAUCCAUGGUCUAUGAGUACGGCAUUGAACCACUUAUGGAACAUUUUGCCUCUCUUGUGGACGUCAUUGGUAGGAACGGGUAUGUAGAGGAAGCCAUGAAUUUGAUCAAAACCAUGCCGUUCGAACCAGAUAGUGCUGUUUGGGGUGCAUUACUUGGUGCAUGUAGAAUUCAUAACAAUGUAGAUUUUGCUAUAAUUGCUUCCGAAUCUCUAAUGAAACUUGAGCCAGAAAGCUCAGCACCCUAUGUUAUGCUACAUAGGCUGUAUACCGAUGCUGGGAGAUGGGAAGAUGCAACAAGAGUAAAGACAGUGAUGCAAGGGAAUAAGAUCAAAAAACAAGCUGGGUAUAGUUGGAUUGAGUUGCAAUAAGUUCAUGUUUCUCGUGCUUCAGAUAGAGAGAACACUUUCACUUCUUAGUGGGACUGCAUGAGAGCUACCAUGUGACAAUUCAAAUUUUGGAUUUGAUUGAAACUGCAUUUCUGAUCUGAAACUCUUGACAGUGGUUGAAACUGUGGGAUAGGUAAGUUGGAUUUGAUCCAAGCCUAAUCAAAUGUUAGUGGUUAAGUACACUUAAUCCCAAGCCCAACCUGGGAAACAAAAACGCCUCAAAUAAUUUGGUUGCAACAAUUUGUUACUUCACAUAUUUGGCAUAGUAUAAAAAUGUAGCAUAAGUGCCCAAAUACUUGCGCAUGGCCAGGAAACCGUACCGGAAGACUGUUCCUGUGCCAAGUGGUCGAUUGGACACAGAUAAUAGUGUAGCUAGUGUGUACAUGCAUGUUAAAUGGACAUAAUACUGUAAGAAGGGUUCAUGUAAGAGGGUGAGGAAAUAAUAAAAUCAAUAAGGUUUCCCUCUUAUAUGGAUAUGUGGUUCUUGCAGGGGACUGGCUGUAACAAUUAUGGAGACAGAAGUAGGGAAAACUUGAUAUUAAGAAACAGCCUUUCCAACUCCCAGACUUCAUUGCGGCAACUGGAAUCGAGAAAAUUAGACAGGCAUAUAUUGAGAAAGAGAAUAGUAAAAAGUUGAAACAGAAACAAUGUGUGCGUAUGCAACCAAAGAUGGGAAAGAUGGAUAUUGAUUAUCAGGUUUUCCAUGAUGCCUUCUUUUAAUAUCAGACGGCGAGCUCUAUCACGAAGGGAAGAGUUCGAGGUACUUGAAGAGAAAGAAGAAAUGAUCGCUCCUGGAACCUUGCUCGGAACAACCACACGUAUGUGGUUGGCCUGGAGCACAGGAAAAGGCAGCAGCUGCGAAAAGGGCAGAUAAAGUUGAUGUCUCUUUUAAACCAGAUGAAUUGGAAGGGUUGGAGAACCUGGAUGGUGUUUUGGCUGCCAAGUACGAGGAAGCAAGGGAAGAAGAGAAACAGCGUAGCCAUCGUACAGC